This is a messenger RNA of Kockovaella imperatae, 1270 nucleotides long. RefSeq lists its product as hypothetical. The coding region runs from base 199 to 1134 and encodes 311 amino acids. The transcript is spliced from 3 exons. The record is from RefSeq and is a predicted model, not a curated record. NCBI's taxonomy places the organism in Eukaryota, Fungi, Basidiomycota, Tremellomycetes, Tremellales, Cuniculitremaceae.
UUGAGCGUCCGCUGUGAAGCAAUUUAUGACUCGACCCAGAUCUUUUGAAUAGCUCUGACAGUGCAUCCUGUGGUUCAGACCGAUUCUCGCCUGUCAGCAGCUCUUAGCCUGUAGUGGGCUUUUCAGUCGAGCGAUCGAUCCUCCACUUUCAACGUUUGAUAUCUUCAGCAUGACAUGAUGAGCUCGACGCCUUAAGGGAUGAUGAUCCGUGGAGUGGUAGAGAGCUCUGGCCUUGUGAGGAUCUGUAUUCGAUGUCCUAGGAUCCACCAGUUCAACGCUUCUUCGUCAUCUCACGCCUCGCAAUGGCGGUCCGUCCCCCUUUCCAGUCCCAGUCAAAGUUAUGGCUAUAGUCGGAGGAGCUUUGCGACGAGUGACGUCGCAUUCUUUCCUGAGUCUGAGGCCGAACGCUUCGGCUUGGGCUUAAGUCCUCGUGCACAAGGCAGUCCUCAAAGGCCGCAACCGCAGGCACGCUAUGCCCGUGGUCGGAAUGAGAGGUUUUCUCAAGAGGGAAAGUCAGCCGUCCCGUCGAGCUCUAGGAAACCGCCAGGUCGUACUUCAAAAGACCCGCUCGACUCUCAGGGACCUCGACGGCCCUCUCCAUUGGGAGAUGGACCUCGCGCUUCUUUAGAUGGCCCAGAUUCCGCUUUACGAGGAAUUCAGCCUGGCUCUGGUCUUCCGGCUCAUCGACCAGGGCACGAUCGCUCACAGCCAAACUCUGCUCAGGUGGGCCAGCGAGACCCUGCAAACCGUUCCGGUGAUCCGUCUUACGCCAACGAUACAAGAACUGGCAGAUCUUCUGGCUCUGAUCCAGGAUUGAUGAAACGUGUCGAAAAAUCAUCUCCUCGAUUGCCCUUCACGAGGGCAUCCGAAUCAGGCCUCACAAAGAGCUUAAACAACAAAGAGUCAAUCCGUCGAACGGUUAAAGAGAGAUCUCCGCCCGCAGUCCGACUUGACGGCCUAGCUGGGGAGCUGAUGCUACGGGGCAUGGCGAGUGAUACUUUAGCUGAAGCCCUGAAUACCAGCGAGGAACAUUACACGCAUCGACAUUUAGGUCGCAAGGUGGACUUCUCCAACAUGCCUCGGCAGCCUAAAUUCAAAGACGGUCAGAAGAACGUGCUGACUCCCUCGUCUUAGACCAAGUUCUUUCCAGUGGACACCGAAAAAAUCCUUCCAAUCUCUCCAAAGCUCACCAAAUCCACUGUGCAUCAUCCUGCUUUCAUUCUUCGCGUCCUCAAUAGACGAGACACUCCUCCACCCUCUCGUCCCUUCC